Messenger RNA from Phaeodactylum tricornutum CCAP 1055/1, 2661 nucleotides. RefSeq lists its product with no specific name. The transcript has a single exon. Lineage: Eukaryota; Bacillariophyta; Bacillariophyceae; Surirellales; Neidiaceae. The record is from RefSeq and is a predicted model, not a curated record. Bases 1 to 2661 code for a protein of 886 amino acids.
AUGAAAGCUUUUCGUCGCCGCGGUGCCGGCGUUGUGGCACAAGAACAAUCCACUGGUCCCACGGUUCAUCUCACCGAAGCCGAGCUACGGCAGAAUCGAGUCUUUAUGACGAUUGCACAUUUUAUGUUAACUUAUCCACGAUGGUCUCUAUCGCUCUUUUUGCUACUAGCCUCGAGUUCGUUGUCCCUUCCCUCCGCUAAGGAAGCUGCCCGGCAGCCAUUGCUGGAUUUGCAACAUAUGGCUCGUCAAGAAUCCGACUUGUAUCUCGAGUGCACCAUGCAUGCAUUUGACGCCCUGGGAAGACAAUUGGAAAAAAGCGUCCAGAAAGAGCGGAACCGGGUCGCGAAGACGCGGGAGAGCAAUCAAAAAGUUGUGUUACAGUCCACGACUACUUCCGAUCAAUGUCGCACAGCCAGUAUUACUGCACGUCGAGCUCUCCAAACGUAUCGAAACGCGGCGUUCCUACCCACCACCGUCAACGACUCGACCUCCGUAUGUACAACGGAAGAUCGAGAGAAACUUACGUCGUUUCUCGGACAAGAUUAUACCUUAGUUGAAAAAGAUGUGACGAAUCUGCUGGAUGCGUACGUAUCUGCCAGUCGACUCGGUGCGCAGCGCAUUUCGUUGUACGCCCAAGACCGAGCUACUUACGACUACAAUUAUUUUGUUGGCCUCAAGAUUCAAACCACUUUGGAUCUCUUGAACGGAUAUCAAGUGCCGAUACUAUCGCUCAAUAAUUUGGCUGUUCUGGACGAUUUACGUGCACUGCUACAGGCAAUCAUUGAUGCGUUGAAAGAUGCCAGAAGUCAGAUUGAUCUCCUAUCUACGCGGUUACUCGAAUUCCAAGCAAGUAUUCAAGGUUUUUACGUCAACUACGUUGAUAUUUAUGGACGACUCAUAUUGGCUAGAGAUUUCGUUAUUGAUUUCUUACCGGCAGGAGUGCCGUUACCCUCUUACUUGGAUUUGCAAGCCAUUCCGAUCGGAGAUAUUCUGUUGCCUCAAAUUUUCAGUCUUCCUACUUUUGGGGACCUACCUGAAAUCGACGAUCUCGUUGCUGAGUAUCUACAUCGAGCUGUUGGAUUUAUUGCCCAGCUCCUUUCGACGGUGGCUGAAGAGGCUAACGAGCAGCUUGCAGAUGGACUGCGGGAUUUGAUUCGUCUUCUGGACGAAGCUUUGACUUUAGAAGACUACGACCCACCGAAGUAUGUCGGAUCAGGAGCGGGAGUGGAAAGUCCUGAUGAGGAACUGAUUCUACUUCAAGGACUGGGUGACGCGCUAAGAGAUAGUAUUCUUGACACGUUGAGGGAGAAUCAAGAAUUUGGACAAGAUUUAGCACCGUUGGAGACACCGAGCUUGCCCACUGUUGAAAUCAGCAGCCCGAACUUCGACGACAACAACACGAGAACAUUUGACUACUUGACGGCUGAGUUCCCCAGCAUAUUAAUUCCAAAGCUGAUCAUGGGAUUUGCUGCGUUUCUGGUUGCGAAUCAAUGGAUUAUAGAAAUUGUCAUUCAAUUUAUUCGGCUUUGGAAACUGCGGAGAAAGUACGAGCGAGAUGCCUCGCCGGACCUUCCUACAAUUGACUACGCCACGGAUGAAGACGACAACUCUGAUGGGUACAGUCAAUCAAACAAGCUAGCCUUGCUGCAGGCAGCUCUGCUGAAGCACUUCAUGACACCCUGGAUGGCUCUCGGUCUCAUUUUGUUCCCCUUUGCCAUGGUUGGGGUGCUCCUAUGGUUUCCGCACGUCAAACGUAAUUGUAUUGACACGCAAAAAGGUACUUUCGUCGCACGCAACAUAAUGACUCCUUUGCUUGUCAACCGAGCCAAUUUGGCUGGAAAUGGCUACCACACACGGGCGGAGUUCCAAUGUCGGCGUACGCAACGACAACUUUGCGACCAAUUGUACGCUGAGUCAGAUUCAAAUCAAAGGUUGGACAUUUUUACUCUGAAUACUGCCCUUCAUCGGUACAAUCAAUCAAUGGACGCGAACAAUGUCUUUGAUCGAUGCGUUCAAGUGUCUGCGCUUGACGAAGUCUUUGAAAAUUCGUGUUGUGGACUAGAUGGAUACGGCAGCAAUUGUUCCCUUAUUCAGAACGAAACACUUUGCCCAAUUGACAGCAAUACUUUGCCGCCGACUGCAUUUCAGCCUGUCGGCAGCUUUCUGUCAAACGGGGCCUGCUCACAGAAUCCACUUACUUGGACUUUGGAGGAUGCUCGUUUUAAGUGCGAGGCCCUAGAAGAAACAUGCCAGCAAACGACAUGCUUGGGAGUCGAUGCUGAUUUGAUCGAAUACCUCGCGAUUGAAGCGGACUGCCAAGUAGAAGUUUACAUCAUCAAAUGCUGUAUACUGAUACUUCUGGCUUUGUACCAUGCCAUCAUUAUUAAUCUAUCCUGCACUUUAGCCUUCAACGGCGUUAAGCAUCUGCGGUGGAGGAGUCUACGACCCAGUGGGAUUCAGUUGCGCACGCAUGUCAACGCGAAUGGCGAACUAGCUAAAGGACAAGACCGCGAAGAUAGAUCCAAACGCAUUGCUAUUGCAAUGCGCCGAUUUGAAAUGUUGGGCUAUUUGCAAUUGAUAUUAAGUGGUGCUUUCUUCUUUAUGUGGAUUGUAACCUUUUUUGUCUUCCGCAAUAAGCUGGCUGCCUUCGAUGCGAAAUAG